CGGCUGUGCUAGGGCAGGGCAGGCGCCCAGCCUUCCGGCGGCGGGUGGGGCUCCAGGCAGCCGCGUCGAAGUUCUGCGCGAAGUUAAUGAAAGCAGCCGGGCAACAGGCGCUCGAGAAUUAUCGCAGAGGCGAAAAAUUUACCGGACCCGCACAGACGCCGGCGCGAAGAUACCAACUGGACGGCCGGCCAGGCGCGGCGCGGCCGGGGGCUGGAUGCACCAAGGGCA
Amoebophrya sp. A120 is the source of this 228-nucleotide messenger RNA. The record is from the annotation of a GenBank genome assembly. Lineage: Eukaryota; Dinophyceae; Syndiniales; Amoebophryaceae.